AUGGCGGCGGUGGCGGAGGGAUCGGCAUCUGCGGCGGCGAAGGAGGUGGAGUACCAAGCGGGCGUGCAGAAGCUGGUGGACCUGCUGUCCAAGCUGAACCCGGCCGCCAAGGAGUUCGUCCCCUCGGCGGCCGCGUCGCCACCCAAGAAGGCGCUGUCGGCGGAUGCGCCGGUGUUCGAUUACCACUCCAUCGGAGGCGCGAAUGGGGCCGCCGACGCGGCCUUUUACGUUGGGUUUGGGAACCAGCACCGCAGGAGGGGGAAUGGAUACAUCAACCAAGGAAGGAGGAGGACAAAUGAUAGGGUGAGGCGUGCAGAGAGAGAGGACAGCAUUAGGCGAACUGUUUAUGUCUCUGAACUUGACCAUACUGUGACAGAGGAGAGACUUGCCGAUAUCUUUGCUACCUGUGGGCAAGUCGUUGAUUGCAGAAUUUGUGGUGAUCCCCACUCAGUUCUUAGGUUUGCAUUUAUUGAGUUCUCUGAUGAAGAGGGCGCAAGAACUGCACUUAACCUUGGAGGCACAAUUUUUGGUUUCUACCCUGUUAGAGUUUUGCCUUCGAAGACAGCUAUCUUACCUGUUAAUCCAAAGUUUCUUCCCAGGACGGAAGAUGAGAAGGAAAUGGUCAUGCGAACUGUCUAUUGUACAAACAUAGAUAAGAUGGUUACUCAAUUAGAUGUAAAGAAAUUCUUUGAAGAACUUUGCGGUGAGGUCUCUCGGUUGAGACUUCUAGGGGAUAAUGUACAUUCCACAAGGAUUGCUUUUGUUGAGUUUGUCCAUGCUGAGGGUGCCAUCAUGGCUCUGAAUUGCAGCGGGAUGAUUUUGGGAACUCUGCCUGGUGAGCCCUUCUAA
This is a messenger RNA of Miscanthus lutarioriparius, 849 nucleotides long. The record is from the annotation of a GenBank genome assembly. NCBI's taxonomy places the organism in Eukaryota, Viridiplantae, Streptophyta, Magnoliopsida, Poales, Poaceae.